GGACACUGGUGCCCAUUCUUCCACGUAUGACAGCAUUUUGCACCUCUGGUGCUUAUUUGAGGCAUCUAGUCUCCGCGACGGAUCUUCGUGUUGUGGUUUACCUGAACCAGACUGCAAGGGAAUUGCCUUGUUUCCCGACCAUUUAUUGGAUUACUAGGUUCUUGUGUUGAAGCGAGUCGAGACCGACAUAUACGAAACGCGCCGUUUCAGAUGAACUACUAUGAUUAUUUACUAAACCCUCGUUCUCCACCUCGUACAAAAAUACGUUCGCCUGCAAUUGUUGAAUCGGCGACUCAGUGAAAAUGGCACCAAAAAAGAAGAACGCAAACAAGAAGAACACCGGGAAUUCCGGUGGCGGCGACGACACGACUGCGGGAUCGCCCGCGGGCGAAGUUCCGGACUUGAGCAAUGUGGAGAACAUCGUGGUUGGGUUGAUCCAAUCCGUCGAGAAGGUACCGAACGGAACCCUGCUGAAGGUGCUGGUGGAGGUGCCAGAUCGGGAUGACGAGGUCUUCAUCAUUACCAACGCAAAGGUCGAAGAGGGCCAGAAGGUCGUCACAGCCAUCGCACCCGUGCCGCUGCCAAAUGGAGUGCAGGUAGCAGGAUGAAAUCCAUUUUUCUAUUGCACUCUUCUGUAUUCCGCGCACGUUCACGUUGUGCAAAAUUUUGUUUAUGCAGGGGAAGAAGGUUUCGCUGUGAAAAGCCGAUUACAGUACAUGCAGUACAUCAUACACAAAAAUAAAAUGCAGGUGGAAGUUGCGACCAUCGGGGGCUUUGACAGCGAGGGCAUGUUCUGCGGGCCCCGAGAGCUGCUGUGGCCAACGACCGCGUUCCGGGCGGACCUUCCCGUCACGCUGCCGCAAGCGGAAAUCGGCCCGGUGCCGAGCUACGAGGAGUGCCUGACACUGAAAAACAAACCCAAAGAGGAGAACGCGAAGAAGAAAAAGGGCAAGAAAGGCGCGGCCGGAGGCAACGACGAAGAAGAUGACUUCGAGGCGGCGUUGAAAGCAUUCGGGGUAGUGGAAGAGAGCAAAAGCUCCGGCUCCAAGGCAAAGAAGAAGGCCGCACCUCCUCCCGCGGCUAGUACAACACCGGAGAAGGCCAGUAGCAGCACAAAACCAGCAGCGGAGCAAGUACCCGCGGCUUCGGACGACGCGGAUGAGGACGGUGACGACGCAGCUGGCGACGAGGGCCUGACCGCGAAGCAGAUCGCGAACCGCAAGAAAAAGGAGGCGAAAAAGCGCAAGGAGCAGGAAGCGAAGCUCAAGGCGCAGCAGGAGGAGGAAAAUAAAAAGGAGGACGACAGCCCAGGCAAGGACGCGGGCGGUAAAAAGAAAAAGGGCGGCGCCGUCGGUAAGCUGCUCGCGGCGAAAUUGGCAGAGCAGCAGGCGUUGGAGGAAGAGCGACAGCAAAAGUUGAAGGAGCUGCAGAUACAAGAGGAGGCGGAGGAGAAACGACUCGAGGAGGAGGAAAAACAAAAAGCCGAAAAAGAAAGGAAAAAGAAGGAAGAAAAGGCCAAGAAGAUUGAAGAGCAGAAGCGGUUAGGCACGUACUUAACCGCCGCGCAGAAAAAGCAGCAGCAGGAGGCGCAGCGCGCGCGGGAAGCGCUCGGCCUGGACACGCACGUCGUGAGUAGCGCCCCGAAGGGCCCCGAGCUGAUCGAAGUGGCACUCACGCAGCCGCUGAAGGACUUUUUCAAGAAGAAGUUGCAGUUCAAGAAGAAGGAGUGGGUGGUAGAGGCCCCGCUCCCCGCGGAGAUCGAAGGUGCUGAUGUGAAAAAGGGGGACGCGCUGUUUAAGAUCAAGACCGACGAGGGCGCGAAGAUCACGGACAAAAAGUUCGGGCUCGGGAUGUACCCCGUGGACGGCAGCUGCAUCUUGGUCUUCAAGCGCGUACAGAAGGUGAACCAGCUGACGCUCUUCAACGAGGGGGCAAAGAAGAAAAAGGCAGCGGAGCAAAAGGAAGAUUUAGUCGUAGAAGACGUGGACGAGACCACGACCACGACCGGGAAAAACACGAAAAAUACGAGCAGCAGCCCCUCCUCCCCGUCGCGGUCACCGAAAAAGACGCCGCUCAAGGAAGAGGAACCGGCGCAGGAAGAGUCGGAAGACGACUGGGAAAAAGAGUUCGACGAAGAGGAAAAGAAGUCCAGUGAGGAGGUCGACAAGACGGACACGGCAGCCACCGCAGGAGACGCGAAAAAGAAAGCCGGUGACGGUAGUACAACUAAAAAAGACGAAAACGACGACACUGCAUCGGAGAAGGAUUCGGACUCCGAUGACGAUUCCGACUCGGAUAGCUCCUCGGAGGACGAGUAUCUCGGCCUGCGGUCGCCGAUCGUCUGUAUCAUGGGGCACGUCGAUACGGGAAAAACGAAACUGCUCGACAAGAUCCGCCGCACCAACGUGCAGGACGGCGAGGCGGGCGGCAUCACGCAGCAGAUUGGCGCGACGUUUUUCCCGGAGGCCUCGCUGCAGGAGCAGCUGGUCAAGGUGGACAAGGAGAUGGAGCUCGACCUUCCCGGUCUGCUCAUCAUCGACACACCGGGGCACGAAUCCUUCAACAACCUGCGAAAACGCGGAUCCUCCCUGGCCGACCUGGCGAUCCUGGUCGUGGACAUCAUGCACGGCCUCGAACCGCAAACACUCGAAUCCCUGGAAAUGUUGAAGCAGCGCAAGUACUCACUUUUCUGAAUAGAGUACACACGACACGAGCACGACACACGACACGCACUACCGAGUUGUAGCGUGGUGAAGUCCUUCUUGUUUCGGAUGAGUAUAAAAAUAUGUUAUCAGCAUGAUGCAACUGACUAUCAAUCUUUCCACAGGUGCAACUUUAUCAUUGCGUUGAACAAAGUGGAUCGCUGCUACGAUUGGGACAGCAAAUCUUAUGUGGCUUUCAAGGACAGCUUUGAAAAGCAGAAGGAGCACACAAAAUCCGAGUUUUGGGACAGGUACUUAAGUACUAUUGCCACGAAAUGUAGUAAAGCUACGAAAUUUUCUUUUUCUCUGUAGUCUUUACUUGCUGCCAACCUGAUAAAGAAUGGAUGUUGCAGCGCACGACAAGGCAUAUUGAACAGGCUUUUUUAUUCGACCGUAGUUCAUCUGUCAAAGUGUACUACUAUUAUCGGACACAACGCCCGAAUCGAAUGAAAUCGAGGGCGGCGCAAAGCUUCUUUUACUCUUCCAUCGCACAAACCUCCAGGUUCGGCAAAAUUCAAACGUCCCUCGCGGAGAAGGGGUUGAAUACCUACCUCUACUGGGAGAACCCGAACCUGAAGCAGAACGUUUCCGUGAUCCCCACCUCGGCGAUUACCGGCGAGGGCGUCCCGGAUCUGCUUUACAUGCUGAUCCGGUUGAGUCAGGAAGCGAUGUACCGGCGACUGGAAAUUAAAAAGGAGCUGGAGUGCACGAUCCUGGAGGUGAAAACCAUCGAGGGUCUGGGCACCACCAUGGACGUGGUGUUAGUUAACGGCGAACUGAACAAGGGUGACACCAUCGUCGUCCCAGGCAUGAACGGCGCGAUCGUCACACAGGUACAUCACUUUGGAUUUUUCAUAUCAGCCUCUCGACGUGCUGGUGAUGUGCAACUAACCUGAACAACAUCACCGAAGGCAUGCAGAUACUAGGAAAGAAAAAGAGGAGUAAACAGAAAAAAUACACAACUCCUCCUGCGUUUAUUUUGUCGUGACGCUGGGCUGGCACUGGCAGAUCGAAGAGCAGGAGGACCACAUGGAGUAUGAUUCGCUCAUCGGUUCCAAAAGCACAAUGUAAACCUCUCUUGCCAACGUCAACAGGUCCGCGCCUUGCUGACGCCGCAGCCUUUGCGCGAGAUGCGGGUGAAGGGGGACUACAUCAACCACCGCAAAGUGGACACCAGCAUGGGCAUCAAGAUUUGCGCCACCGGGUUGGAGCACGCCCUGGCCGGGGCCAGUUUGCGCGUGUGCAACGAUCCGGAGGAGCUGGAGGACGUGAGGGAGGAAGUCGAGGACGAGUUUGAGGAAAUGGUGAACGCGUUCGAGAAAGAAGAUUUGGGAGUGUACGUACAGGCAUCCACCCUAGGGUCGUUGGAGGCUUUAUUGGCAUUCCUGAAGUCGAUGAACAUCCCAGUGUUCCAGGCGAACAUCGGCGUCGUGCACAAAAAGGACGUAAAGAAGGCGGCCAUCAUGCGGGACAAGGGGAAACCGGAAUACGCUGUCAUUUUGGCGUUCGACGUGAAGGUACAGAAAUUGAUGAAAAUGAAUGAUUAUAGUUACGUAUCUAUGUGUUAGUUACGACAGCAUGAUCUCGAUGUUUCAUUCCACUGCAUUAGCCCUACGGCUGCACGAGCACGCCUGCUGGUGCAGCUCUGGGGUCCUCUACUACGUACUUGUUUUCUCUCCGAAUAGCUACUACUCAGAUGAAAGUGAAAUUCAAAUUCUAUUAUCUUCAAAAAACAAACCAUCCACCAGGUCGACGCAGACGCGCGAAAAGAGGCCGAUCGUAGCUCCACCGGCGUGACAAUUUUCACGGCGGACAUUAUUUACCACUUGUUUGACCAAUUUACCAAGUACAUGGACAACAUCCGUGAAUUAAAGAAGAAGGAGGUCACGGACGAAGCCGUCUUCCCGUGCGUGCUGAAAAUCAUCCCCCAGUACGUGUUCAACAAGAAGAACCCCAUCAUCGUUGGCGUGGACGUGGUGGAAGGCGUGGUCAAGGUCGGCACCCCGAUCUGCAUCCCGGAGCAGGAUGGACUGGAGAUCGGUCGCGUGAUCGGCGUGGAGAAGGAUAAAAAGGUCGUGGACAAGGGCGUCAAGGGCGAGUCGGUCUGCGUGAAGAUCCAGCCCACGGUGCUGCAGUCGCACAUCGUGCUCGGGAGGCAUUUUUCCGUCACCCAGGCGUUGUACUCGAAACUCACCAGGCAAAGCAUCGACUGCUUGAAAGAGCAUUACAAGGACGAAAUGAGCAUGGAUAACUGGAAGCUCGUCGUCACGCUCAAAAAAGUUUUCGGUAUCCAGUAGCGACGGAUAGAAGAAGUACUAGCGACGAGAAUGGCUUUCUGCAAUCAUGUGUAGUUUACGAGUCAAGAAUAAUGUAUCAGGACCAGGAGCGGCAUUGCGAUCGCGCAGCCGCUUGUCUACUGCGGCUGUACGCAGCUCCGAGCAGCACUAUCUAUUGCGACUUUUCAUUUCAUCACAUUUCAUUGCCAGGAGAAUAUUUUUACCAUGGCGAUUCCAAGCAAAAGCAACUUGUUUUUUCCCGAC
Messenger RNA from Amoebophrya sp. A120, 5242 nucleotides. The record is from the annotation of a GenBank genome assembly. NCBI's taxonomy places the organism in Eukaryota, Dinophyceae, Syndiniales, Amoebophryaceae.